Arachis ipaensis is the source of this 1295-nucleotide messenger RNA. RefSeq names its product xyloglucan endotransglucosylase/hydrolase 28 (gene XTH28). Gene Ontology annotation, molecular function: hydrolase activity, hydrolyzing O-glycosyl compounds; xyloglucan:xyloglucosyl transferase activity. Gene Ontology annotation, biological process: cell wall biogenesis; xyloglucan metabolic process. The record is from RefSeq and is a predicted model, not a curated record. Lineage: Eukaryota; Viridiplantae; Streptophyta; Magnoliopsida; Fabales; Fabaceae. Gene Ontology annotation, cellular component: cell wall; apoplast.
GAUGGGAUUGGGAGGAGGGUUGGUCACGUUCUUUUUGUGUCUACUAUUUUUUGCUGCGCCUUCUGCUUCAUCAACAAACUUAUUGCCUAUCAUACCCUUCGAUGAAGGAUACGCACCCUUGUUUGGGGAUAACAACUUGGUCAUUCACAGGGAUGGCAAAACCGUCCAUCUUUCACUCGAUGAGAGAACAGGUUCUGGAUUCGUGUCUCAUGAUCUUUACCUCCAUGGAUAUUUCAGUGCUUCCAUUAAGCUACCUGCUGACUACACCGCUGGGGUUGUGGUUGCCUUUUAUAUGUCAAAUGGUGACAUGUUCCAGAACAACCAUGAUGAAAUAGACUUUGAGUUCUUGGGGAAUAUAAGAGGCAAAGACUGGAGGAUUCAGACCAAUGUUUAUGGCAAUGGAAGUACAAGCAUUGGCAGGGAGGAAAGAUAUGGCCUCUGGUUCGAUCCUGCUGAGGAUUUCCAUCAGUACAGUAUUCUCUGGACUGAUUCUCAGAUCAUAUUUUAUGUAGAUAAUGUUCCUAUUAGGGAAAUUAAGCGGACGGAAUCUAUGGGAGGUGACUUCCCUUCCAAGCCUAUGACUCUGUACGCGACAAUAUGGGACGCAUCUGAUUGGGCAACCAAUGGAGGCAAAUACAGAGUGAAUUACAAGUAUGCACCCUAUGUCGCCGAGUUCUCUGAUCUUGUCUUGCACGGUUGUGCGGUCGAUCCCAUUGAACAUGAAGCCAAGUGUGACAAUGCUCAAACUUCCAAAGCAGUUCCUACUGGUGUCACACCAGCACAAAGAAUCAAGAUGGAGAACUUCAGGAAGAAGCACAUGACAUACUCUUACUGUUACGACAAAGUCAGAUACAAAGUCCCUCCAACAGAGUGUCUCAUUAAUCCCCAAGAAGCUGAGAGGCUGAGAAAAUUCGACCCCGUGACAUUCGGGGGUGGCCGGCGCCGCCACGGAAAGCGACAUUAUCGCAGCAGAGGGAGCCAGGCAGAAGAAGCUGCUGCAUUUUGAGGGAGGAUUCCACAUGGUGAUAACAUUUUCAUUGAUUCAGUUUGAUUACCUGGGUUGAUUUUUUUUUCUUUUUCUUUUUGGUGUAUAGAGAGAGAAAGAGAGGCAUAGAGUUCCGAAUAUGAUAGUUUUGAUAUGGUUCUUGUUGGUGGGGUAUGUGUAUAGUUUCAUACCUUUAGGUUCCCAGGUACUGUCAUUCAUGUCUCUUAUGCUUUACAAAUUGAUAUAUCUGUUGAUUUCUCUGUAUUUAGACCAUACUUGAGGGUUUCAAUAAAUUAUUUAUUUAGCAUCA